Messenger RNA from Emys orbicularis (European pond turtle), 3360 nucleotides. RefSeq names its product round spermatid basic protein 1 (gene RSBN1). The record is from RefSeq and is a predicted model, not a curated record. The transcript is spliced from 7 exons. Gene Ontology annotation, cellular component: nucleus. Bases 1 to 2124 code for a protein of 707 amino acids. Lineage: Eukaryota; Metazoa; Chordata; Testudines; Emydidae.
AUGGCUGCGCAGGUCGCUGCGGUGCGCGCCGUAUCCCGGGGCCCAGAGGAGUCACCCCCGCUACCCUCGGGGGACCGACCCGGCCGGCCCCGGGGCGCCGGCAGGAGGCGGCGGGGACCAGCUGGCGAGGCUGUCGGCGGCAAGCGGGCCAGGCUGAGCCAGCCGCUCCUGGUGGGGCCCAGCCCGGCGGAGCCAAUGCCCCCGGCCGCCCUGCCCGGCCUGCCCCCGGCCGCAGCCGCGGGGCUCUUCACCUUCUCUCCCCUCAGCCUACCGCAGGGACCUCCGCAGCAGGAGCGGCACCAUCACCACCGCCAUCGCCCCGUUGGGGACUCCGAGCCCGGCCAGCCUGCCGGGGCCAAGCCGCACAAGGGGAAGCGGGGGAGCACCGGGGACGGGGCAGCUGGGCGGCCCAGCAAGCGAGAAACUCCAGAUGAAAAUGGCAAAACCCAGCGAGUCGACAGUCUUAUUAUGAAGAAGAUAAAGAAAAAGAAGAAAAAGAAACACCGGGAGGAUAUGAGAGGGAAACGCCUUAAAAUGUACAACAAAGAAGUACAAACAGUUUGUGCCGGACUUACUCGCAUCAACAAAGAGAUUCUGACUCAAGUACAGAGUGAUAACUCGGAAGUGACCAAGGAAUCCUUCAGGUAUCUGAAGGAUGAGCAGCUGUGUCGAUUGAAUUUGGGAAUGCAGGAAUAUCGGGUACCCCAGGGAGUUCAGACACCAUUUAUGACUCAUCAAGAGCACUCUGUUCGCAGCAGUUUCUUGAAAACUGGCACUAAAUUUAGUAACUUUAUUCAUGAAGAACAUCAGUCUAAUGGUGGUGCUUUGGUCCUUCAUGCCUACAUGGAUGAACUCUCAUUUUUGUCUCCAGUGGAGAUGGAGAGAUUUGCAGAAGAAUUUCUUGCUUUGUCAUUCAGUGAAAAUGAGAAAAAUGCAGCCUACUAUGCUUUAGCCAUAGUACAUGGUGCAGCUGCCUAUUUGCCAGACUUCCUGGAUUAUUUUGCUUUUAAUUUCCCUAACACUCCAGUGAAAAUGGAAAUUCUGGGCAAGAAGGACAUAGAAACGACGACUAUUUCAAAUUUUCACACUCAGGUUAAUAGAACAUACUGCUGUGGAACCUACAGAGCAGGUCCGAUGCGGCAGAUAAGUCUUGUUGGAGCAGUAGAUGAAGAAGUUGGUGACUACUUCCCAGAAUUUCUUGAUAUGUUGGAGGAAUCUCCAUUUCUGAGAAUGACUUUGCCCUGGGGCACUCUUUCUAGCCUCCAGCUUCAGUGCAGGUCACAAAGUGAUGAUGGCCCCAUAAUGUGGGUGAGACCAGGAGAACAGAUGAUCCCGACAGCAGAUAUGCCAAAAUCACCAUUCAAACGGCGCCGAUCAAUGAACGAAAUAAAAAACCUCCAAUACCUACCUCGGACCAGUGAGCCCCGUGAAGUUCUCUUUGAAGACCGAACAAGAGCCCAUGCUGAUCAUGUAGGUCAGGGGUUUGAUUGGCAGAGUACAGCUGCUGUAGGAGUGCUGAAAGCUGUACAGUUUGGUGAAUGGAGUGUCCAACCUCGAAUAACCAAAGAUGUGGUUUGUUUCCAUGCUGAAGACUUCACUGAUGUGGUACAGAGACUUCAGUUAGACUUGCAUGAACCUCCAGUGUCACAGUGUGUUCAAUGGGUGGAUGAAGCCAAGCUAAACCAAAUGAGACGGGAAGGCAUUCGCUAUGCUAGAAUCCAGCUGUGUGACAAUGACAUCUACUUCAUCCCUAGAAAUGUCAUUCAUCAGUUCAAAACAGUGUCAGCGGUCUGCAGUUUAGCCUGGCAUAUAAGGCUCAAACAGUACCAUCCUGUGGGGCAGUCUUCUCAAAAUGCAGAAAGCAAUUCAAACAUGAACAGUAAUAUCCCUGAAAAGACCGAGUCAGAAGGUGAACCCCAAUGUGUGAGUGUAAAAACAGAGUCUGAGGAACCAGGUGUAGAAAUGCAGCUUACAACAGGGGCAUCCUCCUCCUCCUCCUCCUUAAUUUCAUCAAUAUCGGGACUCGUUCUGCAACCAGAUCAGGUGGCCCAGCCUCUUCCAGUUUUUAAACUAGAAUCUGAUCAGCAACAUAAUCCACAGGAUCACACAGACUCUUCUGUGUGAUAUGUACAUAGUCAAACACCUUUUUUAACAACUUUUUAAAAUUUUGAUGUGAAGUUAUAGUUUUAUAACUUGCUUAUGUUUUAUUGGAGAAAUCUUGCCUAUAAUUCUAUAAAGAAAGGUGACAUUCCAAAAUGUCAAGCAUAUCUUUUUUACACAGAUUAUGCAAAAGAUCAAGUUGUAUUUUACUCCCAUAGUACAGCAUGUAAUAGUGGUCUACCACUUCUUUCUGUUUAAUGAGGUAAUAAUUCAAUAUCUCCUCAUCAAAAUCAGAAUGGAAUUCCUCCAGGCGCUAAAAAUCACAGAACUAUCUUGGUAAAUCUAAUCCCCCUACUUAACUUUUUCUUUAGCCUUCACCAUAAAAGGACGACUUCUGUAGAAGACUCUCCCAUCUGAUUUUAAUUGCUAAAAUCAAAGAGAAAGCACAGCACUUUUGAUGAUCAGUGAUGUUUUGGUCUGUCUGUUCUUAAAUUCGUGGUGGAUACUCAAAUUACUAGAUGUAUAGAUCUUUUAAUUUUUAAUUGUUAAACAGUUCAUAAAAAGGUGAAGUGUGACAUCUUAUCCUGUUGAAAUGUAAUCACUUAGACACAACACUUUCCAUAGUACUGCUUGUAAUGUUUGAUGUGAGGAUUUUGCUUCCUAAAUACAUCUUUCCUGAACAUGACUAAUUCUAGUGUUAAUUUUUUUUUAAAGGCAGUCUCAUGGAGGUAACUGCAUUCUUGUCUGAGCACUUUAAAGCAUUAAAAUACUAACAACCUUGGCAGCUUGUUUUGAUAAAUUCACAAUAAGCAUCUGAUGGAAAACAUCCUCUCCCUGGUACUGAUGCACUUAAUCUAAUAGAGUUGGGUCCGUGAUAACCGAUUUAUAUUGGUUGUCCUUAUUCUCUGAAGUUCUGUAUUGCUAUUUCAAAAUAAAAUAUUAUGGCAUUGGGUUGCUGUUUCCACUUGUAGCUCUUGGGCACCCUGGUGCUGUGUUUGAAAAAUCAGUGACACAAGCUAACAUGUUGAGUGUCAUCUGCUGACAUAGUUCUUUUUAUAGUCUUAUGAUAUUUCUGGAUGUUUGUGUGAUCUGUAUUUGACUUUCACUCACCACUUAUAUAACAACUGUCUUUUCUAGUCAUCAGAAAGAAGAGUUCCCCCCACACCUAGGAUACAAACUUGAUUUUGGUGCCACUGAAGUUGUCCCCAGACAACUUCAUUGUUCUAAUUCUCACUGGGGUAGGAGGGAGAUUUCUAACAC